Helicoverpa zea (corn earworm) is the source of this 5307-nucleotide messenger RNA. RefSeq lists its product as uncharacterized. Lineage: Eukaryota; Metazoa; Arthropoda; Insecta; Lepidoptera; Noctuidae. The transcript has 20 exons. The record is from RefSeq and is a predicted model, not a curated record. Bases 283 to 3108 code for a protein of 941 amino acids.
ACCUGCGCUUGAUCACUUCGCGUAGACAGUAAGCCUUCGACGGCCGUCACGAGCGGACGUCUUGCAACAAAUUUAAUUUUUAAAAUAAAUAUACGUAAAUAAAUAAAAUACACGAUCGUGAUUUUUUUAAAGGUUAAAAUAAAAGUGUUGUGUUAGUGAAUGUUUUUAGAAAUUUAGUGAAUAAACAGUGGUUUUUUGUGUAGUGUAUUAAUAGAAGUUUGUAAAACUUCGAGUACUUAAGCUUUUCACACCCUCCACCAAAGAAUGCCAUAAAAACCAAAGAUGGCGCCGAAAACGCUUAUCCUACUCAUACUAACAAACAUCAUAAUCGCACAAACUCAAGACAUAACAUCAGACGAAAUAAAACCAGUCAACAAGGACAGCGAAGAAAUACAAGAAGACACCACAGUACCAGUAGACGAAGAAGAAUAUAAAACUACUACAGAAUUCAUCGUCACUGAUGAAGAUGGAGAUGGGGACACGAAGAACGCAGACCCUGAAAGUAUAGAAACCGCUACAGAAGAAUCGAAUGUUGAUGUUACAGCUAGUAGUUUAAACAAUGUCUUGGACGAUUCAGAGAGGAACCUCCAUUCUAAUUUGAGUAAUAAUAUUGAUACGUCUACCAAGACUGAAACCAUGCCAAUGCAAGCUACCACCAGAUCUAUGGAGGAAGAAGGUCCACCAAAGACCCAGGAAUCGGAGGAAGAAGUGGAGACACCUGGACAAAGGAAUCCUAAGGCUGAUACUGAUUCAAAACCGCCUCUAGACAAACGAAACUUCGACUCCCAUCCAGCAGAGUCCCCACCACAAACCACCCGCUCAGUAGUCCGAGGCUGGCUUCAAGAUUGCUGGAUACGACCACCAGCCGGCAUCAUGGUGCCUUUGAGAGCUACUGCCCUGGCGAGGGCUUUAGCUGUCUGGGGAGACCUGAAUGUGCCAGCGUUGAAUCUGACUCAUGUGUUGGUCAUGGGAUAUGAUUCUAAUGGUGUAAACUGGAGGUCCAGACAUAACCUUCAACCAGCCAGCAAUAGCCACGAGAAAACGGUUGCAGAGGCAUUAUCUAAGCUGUUGCUCAAAUAUCAGGGAGUGAACACAGACGCAACUAACGACGGCACGAUGAGGGCGUUAGCCACAGCUGCGAAGUUGGUGCCGUACGACAGUGCUCUGUUUGUGGUGACCGAUAAAGGACCCGGUGAUCCUCAGAGGUUGCCACUGGCUUUGAGAGCGCUGGUGGAGAAACGGUUGAAGGUGUACACAAUCUGGACAGACCCGAGCCAUCCGUCAACGGAAUCUGAGGAAGCUCUCCAGGAGUUGAGGAACAUCUCCAAACACACAGAGGGGGAAGUCAUAGCUUAUCCCUUGCAAGUCAUGGAUAUGGACGGAGCCAGUAAUUUAGCAGCAGAAACAGAAUUGGAGCAAUGGAAUCCUUUAGACAUUAAGCAAGGCAGAAGGGGCAGACUCAACAGUAACCUGGAGAUGGAGAAAUUUGAUUUGCUGCUGGUCCGUCGAGGAGGUGGUCAGGCUAUAUCCCUGGGUUUCCCAGUCGAGAACGGAGUGACAGCUUUGAGGAUAUUCAUCGAGGGAGCAGUAGAACACGCUGUCUUGUACCCACCGAACGACGGUCCUCAAAUCGACCUCUACAAUAUAACAUCAGUGGCUACCUUCUCUCCUCAUUCAAGAACCGAGGGCCUGUCUCCGAGGGACGUGUAUCUCAUAUUCGAUGGCGCACAGUACGAUCCUGACGCAUUAUCAGUCCUACCAGCCAGAACAGCCGCCGAAAUCGAAGCAGCCUUCGUGGGCAUGUGGCACUUAAGCGUGCGAUGCGACACAUGCGACUACCGGCUCUGUGUGUCUGCCAGAGCCUCUAUACACUUCGAUGUGGAAACUAACACUCCUGAUACGCUGAAAUUCCGCAUAACGGGUCCAGUAGCCAGUGUGAGGGAAUCACAGCUCGUUGAUGAAUAUACUACGGAGUUAGCGAAGUUGCCAUUCAGCUACCAACCCCUGGCAGGAGACGGGAAGAAUGAAGAAAAGGAUCCUACAGUCAAACUGGAACCUGAAGUGCCGUUACCAACAUUGAAGACUAACAAAGUCUACGCCAAAAUAGUUGGAAGGGAUUUGAAAGGGGAGCCCUUCAUCCGUCUAUCAGGACCAAUAAACCAGCCUGAGAUCCGCAUGGGGCGUUCAGCGUCCAUCCUGACAGACUACUCCAAUGAUAUGGAUAGAUUGGAGGAGGUAGACCCGAGGGCGUAUAGCGCUCAGUUAGUGUACAAUGACAGUGCACAGCCUUAUAAUAGGGCUGUUUCGCAGAUCGUAAGCCAGCAAGGAACAUUGCUGACCAGUAUACAAAUUGGUCUAUCUAGCAGAUUAUAUGGCGCACCAGGAGAAAACUUACAGCUACACUUCGAGGUAACGAACUACAGGGAACAAACUGUGAGGUUCAACUUCGGAGCUUCAGGUGAACUCAAGUUCCUGACCGGCAUCAACCCUACAGCACAAAACGUGGGAUCAGGACAGACAGUCAACGUGAUAGUCAGUUUGACCAUUCCAUCGAAUGCGCAGCCAGGGUUGCGGGACACCAUCACAUUCACUGCCUAUGGUAAUGGCAACGAACAAGUCUCUCUAUCAGCCUAUGUCUACGUGGCGAACUCAGCAGCGCCCACAGACACGUGGCCACCAGAGCUGCGUCACACCUUCCAGGGCACAUGCUUGGGAAGAACUGGUGAUGACUGCGCACAGCAUACUUGGGCUACUACUGUUGUGGCGAGAGAUGCUCUUUCUGGUCUACUACGCAUCUCCUCCUCCCCAAUAGGAGUGAUGUACAGCAAUGACUUCGUGUCCGGCACUCGUCAGGAAGUGAUGGCAAUCUACCGAGCCACCUGUUGCGCUCCAAGAGUCGUCAUCAACGCAGUAGACGCUUAUGGCAACACUAAUAGUUAUACUAUUGAUAUUUCUGGUUACCUAACAGACGCAGCAAUAGCAGCGAUUGUCCUAGGAGUUCUACUAGGCAUAGCUUUAAUAAUACUGCUCAUAGCUUCCAUAGUAUGGUGCGUGCGCAAGAGGAAGGAAUCUAGAGAGCUGCCUUCCUAUAACACUUCUAGGAAUUAAGAAGAAUUAUAAUGUUAAAGUUAUUGCAGAAGAAUAUUGAAGACGCAAUCACAUUCCGAAAAUUUCACACUAGAGGAUUUUGCGCUCGGUUUUUACGUGUUACCGCGCGAAUUGAAACAGCGUUUUCAUACUGGCAGAUUUUUGUCGCGUGCAGUAAAACUGAGCAUAUACAAAGGAUAUUAUUCUCUGUCGCUGGGCUUUAAACGUUAUUUUUCUUCCAGUAGUGGUCAAUUGUUAUAUGCACGACAGCGAACAUACGAACCGAGUGGUGUCAUACGUAAAAACCGACCGGAAAAUCCGCUAGUAUGAAAACACUGAAAGGGUGAUAUCGCGAGUAUAACCACCAGUUGAAACGAUAACUCGCAUUUGGAACCACGCGACAGGGUUUUUAUCCGACCAAAAUAUGUCGCGCGUAAAAAAUCCGAGCGCCAAUAUUCUAUGCCAAUUUUUAGAAAAAACGACGUAUUCAAUUUAAAAAUUAUUAAGUAACUAUAUGUGAUUAAGUCGAAGUGAUUAUGUUAAUUUAAGUUACCUUUAAACUAAGUAAGGUAAGUUAUAGUUAAAAUAUAUUUAAAAAGUUAACUGCAUCUAUAAAUGCUAUCAGGACAUAUUAUGAAGAUGGAAUACGACCCUCGUUGACCAAAAAGCUUCUUAUACAGGUAAGAUUCUUUCAAGGGAAAAGUUCAGAAUUUGAACAGCCUUACUACAAAAAGUAAACACCCGUUGAACACUUGUCUAAAAAAGGACCUUAUUACAACGUCAUAAUCUGAUUUUUUUAGACAAGUUUUAAACAAACGUUUAAAAGUUUUGUCUUACUGAAAAACGCACAGACGGACAGACACAGAGAAAAUUAUAUAUUUUUUUCGUUGGAAAGCUGGCUUAAAUUUAUUAUUCCACUAGAUGUUUUAUAGUUAUUUUCGUCCGAAGUCUAGAAAGACCGAAAAACAUAACGCUUUUUGGGAUUCAAACUGACGUGUCCAAAUGAUAAGAAACUUUUCAAAUAUUGAUCGAAUGUAUGCUUUCAUUGACUCAGAUCAGAUCCCCAGAACGAUUCAUCUAUUGGAUGCGGGUCACUAAAUUAACUAGCGGAUUUCCGUCCUUAGUAAGUCCCUUCUUCAUAUAAUCCGUGAAUGGGGACCACAAAGAAUCACUAUAUGUUACUGCUCUUUCACACUAGCGGAUUGUACGAGCGUUACUGCGGUACAAGCGAUCACACCCGCAACUGUGUGAAUGUUUAUUGAUAAUUAAGUGAUGAUGUCCUCCUAGCCGAUUAUCGGCUACGGCAGCUGUUCUCAUGUAAGGAGAUUAGCCAACUGCGCAGGACAUAUUAUAGUGCACAAGCAUUUGCGCAGACACAGGUGCACUCUCUAUUCAUUCACUCUCAUAGCGCGAUGGGACGACAAUCUGACACGAUCGGGGAGAGAUCAGGCGCAGGACCGACAUUUACGUGCUCUCCGAUGCACGGGUGUAUCAAUCACUAACUUCCAGGCUGCUUUACGAAAAGUAUCGCGCAUAGAAAAACGCGCGACAAAAUCUGCUAGUGUGAAAGAACUAUAACAUGUAGUAGGUACUAUAUAAUAAUUUCAUUUAUUAUUUCGCUUAAUCGGAAUUUUUGAAAAAUCGGUUAGCUCAAAAAUACGAAUUUACGAUAAUCAGUUAAGAGGCGACGUACUUAAAAACAUUACCCUUCUCUUCGCAGUCGGGUAAUAAAUAUUACUAGAUUAAAUAUUUUAGAUACAGUUUAUAAUUAGUUUUUAGUCGUUUCCGCCAUGUUUGUUUUAUUAUUUAAGUAAUUUAAAUUUUUGACAAAUAUCGUGUUUUUAUUUAAUAGAUUUAUAUUUUUAAGAAUAACAGUAGGGUGAAGGAUUUAAAAACUUUUUAUAAAUUUUUAAAAUAUACAGAAAUCUUUUUUACAGCUAAUAUAGAAAAUCAAAGAAUAAUUUUAAAUCUACAUCUAAGCUGCUAAAACAAAAAAUACAAACACCCAAAUUAAUUACCACUUUUUUGGGAAGUAGGUUAAAAAUUAAAUAAACACGGAUAACAACCUUCACCCUACAAUUUUAUAAGUUUUAGUAUUUUCUACUAAUACGGGUAGUACAAUAAAAAUAUUAUUAUUUUAAUAUUAACAAAAGAUAAAAAGCCAUAUUUUGUAAAAAAGGAAAAUCAAUUUUAUGAAAUAAACUUUAAAUGGAAAUUUUA